Messenger RNA from Stegastes partitus (bicolor damselfish), 573 nucleotides. Its product is annotated as serine/threonine-protein kinase PAK 1. The record is from RefSeq and is a predicted model, not a curated record. The annotation marks the transcript as partial. Gene Ontology annotation, molecular function: protein kinase activity; ATP binding. The transcript has 4 exons. Gene Ontology annotation, biological process: protein phosphorylation. Lineage: Eukaryota; Metazoa; Chordata; Actinopteri; Pomacentridae.
CGUGUGCUGCCGUCCUGCAGCUACCUGGUGGGCGACGAGCUCUGGGUGGUGAUGGAGUACCUGGCCGGAGGCUCGCUGACGGACGUCGUCACGGAAACCUGCAUGGAUGAAGCUCAGAUAGCCGCCGUGUGCAGAGAGUGUCUGCAGGCGCUGGAGUUCCUCCACUCGAACCAGGUCAUCCACCGAGACAUCAAGAGCGACAACAUCCUGCUGGGCAUGGACGGAUCCGUCAAGCUCACCGACUUCGGGUUCUGCGCACAGAUCACUCCGGAGCAGAGCAAACGCAGCACCAUGGUCGGGACUCCGUACUGGAUGGCUCCGGAGGUGGUGACCCGCAAAGCCUACGGGCCCAAAGUGGACAUCUGGUCUCUGGGCAUCAUGGCCAUCGAGAUGGUGGAGGGAGAACCGCCGUACCUGAACGAAAACCCGCUCAGGGCGCUGUAUCUCAUAGCAACCAACGGGACGCCGGAGCUGCAGAACCCAGAAAAGCUGUCGACGAUAUUCAGAGACUUCCUGAACCGCUGCCUGGAGAUGGACGUGGAGAAGAGAGGCUCGGCCAAAGAGCUGCUGCAG